Messenger RNA from Xiphophorus couchianus (Monterrey platyfish), 4896 nucleotides. It is a transcript of the gene amn1, whose product is annotated as antagonist of mitotic exit network 1 homolog (S. cerevisiae). The coding region runs from base 329 to 4483 and encodes 1384 amino acids. The record is from RefSeq and is a predicted model, not a curated record. The transcript has 4 exons. NCBI's taxonomy places the organism in Eukaryota, Metazoa, Chordata, Actinopteri, Cyprinodontiformes, Poeciliidae.
CAAACAGCUUGACGUGACCAACUCGUCUGCACAGACAUCUCGCAGUUUCCUGGCUGACAGGAAGAUAUCGGCCGUUAUUGACGCAGCUGGAGAAAAUUAAGAACUAGAAAUGCGCAGCUCAGAAACAUGGAUGGCAAAUAGAGGGAAUGGUUUUGGCUCAUGACUCUGAAACAGCUGCAGAGAUCUCAUGGGAAGAGAAAGCGAACAGGGGAGAUUGUCUAACCGCAAACACUCCGGAUGGUUACAAACGCUGCCUUUGGAGCGGAACCUCACCGUGAAACAGAACAUCUUAUUGCCGACCUUCCAGAAGGUUUAAGAAAAUAGAAACAUGCAUUCCUUCGCACUGGUGAAUGUGCCGACUCAUCAGAUUGGACAGUCAUCUCAAACCUCACAAGCUGCUACCCAUCCAUACCAAGGAGGAGUUUGGUCUGCAAACGCCACACAGCAGUACGUGACGGGGAAUGAAGGAGUGCAGCUGUCUCACGGCACUAAUUUUGCCUUGCAGAAUGGAGCAAACCCUAGCAGACAAAUGUCAAAUUGGCAGAGCUCUGAUACUGCUUAUCUGGCGGGUCAGUCGAAAAAUGCUUCACAUUUCAAGCACCAUGCCCUUUUCCAAAUAAUUCUUAGCCAGCAGCAGCAGCAGCAGCAUAGAUUAAACAAAAUACAAAAUGAGAAUCUUUCUGUGACAAACACUGGCAUAUCUCAGCCAGCCCCAAUUCAAAACUCUCAUCAAAAUGGAGUGGACCACAGUCAACAUAGUACUGCUGUCACAAACACCACCUAUGCCCAACAAAGCAUGUCGGUGCGCUGCAAACAGACAGUUUCCUUUAAUGGGGUUCAGAUGAACAGGACCACGGAUGCUUCACAUCUUCAACAAAACUGGACCCAGCAGGCUUUUCAUCCAACUGCAAAUGGAGGAAUGACCAGACCCACUGCUGCUCCCUCACUUCCGUAUGACCAGACGGUCAAUGCCAACAAAACACUAACUGCAGAUUUUCAUCAUGGUCAAGCUCAUGUGUCUUCGAAUCAAAUUCACAGACCAAAUUUCUCUCAGGGAGGAGACUAUACAUCAAGCUGUGGAAUGGCAACCUCUCAGACAUUUAAAAACAAUAAUGUUGCUACUCAGUGUACAUCCUCAACUGCUCAGACUACACAUCCUUUGCUUAUACAUCAAAUAAAUCAGCAACUUUCAACUCAGAGCAAUCCUUCGUAUAACAACUACAGAAGUUUCAGGAAUAUAAAUUUAUUGAAUGAAAGAAAUUUUCUUUCAAAACAAAAAGAUCCCCCUCCUCCUUACAGGAGCCCACAAUAUUCCAUUGUGUCCAGAAUGUCUAAUCAAAGUAACCAAACUGCGACCGUAGUCAAUUCUGAAAAUCCCAGCUUGAAGGCUAGCCAAUCUUUAUCCCUCCAGUCUGGACAGCCUUGGCCUCAAAGUGUUAAGUCAAGAGCACAGCAAAUUGCAAAUGCAUCAUUUCAGCAAAACUCAAUAGCAAAUGUUGUCUACCCCCGUUUUGCAUCAAGGAAUGGGAGUGGAAGUGGUCCGGUAGUUGACAUCAAUGAAACUGUAACUAAAAGAUUUCCCAUCGAUUCACUGAGUAAUUCUUCACAAGGAUAUGAGAGAGCGUUAUUGCAGAGAGGCGAGCGUCAAGCCGCUGUAGUAAGCCAUUCAAAUAAGGAUGUUGGAAUGCCGUCACCAUUCAAACAAAAUGAAAGCUGUUCCUCCUCCAUGUCUGGUCAUACCGGCAUAAGAGCUGUUGCAGUUGUUCCCCCAUUAUCUCAGGAGGAGCCCAAUUCUCCUGCCUCUUCUGAACCUUGCAAAUCUGUGGAUGAUGCAGAAAAAACGUGGAUUUCACCAUAUGCAGCUACAAUUUGUGAGACUACACCUGAAAGCGAGGAAUCUAAUCAAAACCAAGUGAUCACCAACAAAGUAGACUCAGAGCCAGAAAGUUUAACUCAAACACCAGAGAGUGAUAAUCAUGAAUCGGUUGUUGAAAGGGUUUCACAAGAGUCAGUAAGUCAAACUGGUUCUGGAAAACAAACUGAAGUGGCUACACCUCAAUCACCACCUGUUCAUGAACUUUCUCUGCUCCCAACAAAAUCUUGGACUGCUGAGGAACUGACCAAAUUGAUAAUGGUGAUGGAAGCUGAACCCAAGCAAACGGGCACUUCUGAGGUGUCGACUGUUGUCAAAAUAGUUAUGAUGAUGUGGGGUAAAAAUAUUUUAGCGAUGCUUCAUGGCUACAAGGAAGCCUUGGAAAUCAAUUUUAUUUCAGAAAAAUUCUGUAAAACACACAUCAAGCGGGACACUUCUAUACUCACACAAGUUAGCCCUGACUUUAAGGACCAACUAAAACGGUACAAAAUCCUCAAGGAAGAUGAGGUCUACUCAGAACCUCCUUACAGAUCUUUGUGGUUGAAUGUCAAUGAUCAGCUUGAUGACAUAGAUAAGGAGUUUGGCUUCCCUUGGGCUUUGAAGCGACAUCUUUAUGUGGAUGAAACCACAAUCGACGACGUUGAGACUUUCGAAAACGUCCCUGAUCAAGCUGCCAGUGAGUCAGUAAACAAAGUUUUGCCUCUAACAGAGUGUGAAGAAGUUAUGACUGAAGAAAAUGAAACCCCCCAGAACCUUACUGCUUCCCCACAGGAGUCGCCAGGGAAAGAUUCCUGUGACUUGAGCUACUUGUUUAAAAUAGAGAUUUUGCCUCCAGAGGAAGCAAAAGUCAUCUUUGAGCAAGUGCAGAAAGACGAGCAUUCAAGCUCUAACUGUGGAGAAGAAACUGAUGCAAGUGGCUCUGAGCAGAGAGUGGGAUCUGAAGAUAUGGAUUCCACAAUAAGUGAUCCCAAACAAAAGAAAUCUUCAGACAAUCAGCUGAAAGAGAUUUGCUGCCUUGCAAGAUUUAUAGAAAUGAACUCAGGACUAGGCAAACUCUCCUCCAAAUGCCAAUGCAGAGACAAACAAAAUGCAAAUGAUGGCACCAUUGAGAUCCUUAAACCUGAUCCUGACUGCUUACCAAUCGGCCAGAAGGUUGUUAAUCAUCAAACUGAUACUCCGAAUGGCCCUGAUCUGUCCAUUAACCUUAGUCAGAUAAUCGAUUUGACUGACGACAAUGAUGACCAACUUUUUUCUUUUUAUGAUAAAGAAUCAGACCCAAUUUUCCAGACCUGCAGCCAGUCAAAUGCUGUUGGUGUAAGCAACCAGGAGGCUGGGGAACUUUCUGCUGAUUUUUCCUCUCCAAAAAAGAUGCACGAGUUUGUCUUCGAGGAGAGAGAAUCUGAGUUGGGGCAUGUACAAGAAAAGCUGCCAUCAACAAGAGCUGUGCAGUCGAGUGAUCCAAUGUGUGGUACCCAGCUAACCAAAUUAGAUCCUUCCAAUUUUAUUGAAACAAAUGAGCUAACUCAGUGGUUUAACCAGAAAGAAAACUGUGAACAAGCUCCUUUAACAUCUGACGACCAGGCUGAAUCACCUUCAGAAAACAAAACUCAAGUUAGUGACGCCACCAGCCAGACAUCCUUAAACUUUGUCGUUAAUAACAUAAAAACAGAGAAGAGACAAAGGAAUAUUGACCAAUAUUUCCGAACUCUAAAGAAACCUAAAUGUAGACUGCCUGUUGCCUCAGAUACAGAUCACAACUCCGAAGCUCAAGAAUCGUCCUCUGAAGGAAAAACUGUAGAAUUGGUGUUGUUCGGAGCUGGGCAACCAGAGAUGAGUUCUCCAUCCAGAAAAGAUGAUGUCCUGGUUUCUUCUCAAAUAAGAGUAUCUUAUGAAAAACACAAGCCUCCUGAAGUCCUGUCUGUGAAAUUAGACUCUUUGGGAAUGGACUCCACUCCAGCUGAUCCCACAAGGGACUACUCGAUCAAACAGCUUAUUUAUGAAAAAUGGAGGAGCAGUAUUCCAACUACGAGUGGAUCAGGUUUUUUUCGGCACAAAAACAAACUGAAAAGGCAAACCAGUUUGCCUGCUGUAAUUUCUAGGGAAAGCACAAAAGAGCAGGCACAGACAAUUUCCCCUAAACUAAGAUUCUCUGAUAGAACUAAAAAGUUCAUUCAGAGUUUAAAGAAGAAGAAGAAAAGGAGGGCCCUCUCAGAUCGCCUUACGCGGGAAGAAACAAAGAGAAGGCGCUACAGUGUCACCCUUGAGCGACCUGAACAUCAGCAGGGAGGUGAAACCAGUGACAAGAUGCCAGUCCAUGACAAUAUUGUCUUGAAGUUCAAUGUGCUGCCAAACACCUUUAACUUGGCAGAUGGGUCUGCUGAGACGGAGGAGGCAGCUGAACCUGUUUCAGAUAAGUUGAAACCAGUAGAAGAAAAAGAUGCAUUUCAUAAGAACGUUGCAGCAAAACCAAAAGCAGGAACCUGGUAUCUAAGUGAACCAAAGCAAUACAAGCCAAUACGUGUCUCUAAGCGUGUCUCUAAGGAUGUCAGCCUCUUCCAUGAGUAUCAGAAGAAAUACAAGGAGAAGACAUGCACAUCGACAGAUGAUUGAUUGAUGCACAUCGACAGAUGAUUGAUUGAUGCAUAAAAAAUGUUACUAAACUUUGUUACUGACAGUGUUGAUAUUUUAAGCUCAGGGAGUAGACUAAUACUAUGUUUUAGGUUUAAUCUCCCAGUAAGAGACCUCAGUACUGCUUCCUCAUCUUUACUUUAAAAAGCCUACACAUUGAAACUGAUUACUUUACAUUCUGUGUAUGAGUAUAUUAGCCAAAUGUUUGGCAAGAUUUGCAUGUUUUGUUUUUACUGUUUUUUUUUUUUUUUUCAUGUUUUGUGUACCAAGAAGUGUUCUAUUUUUUUUUUACAAUGCUUUAUGAUUUUGUCUAAGAAAGCUAGUGUGUUGUUUGAAAGGAUAAACUUUAAACUUGUCUUGCUUUCUUGUUGAGCAAAUAAAUGAUUGUUUGCUAA